GAAGCGAAGUUCUUGCGUUUGUUCCCAUUGCUGAGUGCAUUUUUCCUUCUCGCUACUCCGUGAUUCAGAGAGAUACUCCACCGACGUACGGCGCGCACUCACCCCUGUAUUCGCGGCCUCGUAAUCGAGGUGUGCGCGCGUUUUAUUUUGAGACCCCCAGCACGUGACGUCCAGAGGAAACGGUGGUUCUCGGGAUUACCAAAUUUGGCUGAAAUUCGAGUCGGCGACCUCCGGCUUGCCUAAUAUGCACCGAAGCGUAAUGGAAGCAACGCGUUUUGAGUACGAGUGCGCGCUCGAAGUGGUGGCGCAUUCAGAUAACGGCGUACCGAGCUUGUGGACUUCGUACUGCGCGGUGAUUACCGACGUGCGGCGAAGUCGUGUGUUGGCGUCGGCUGUGUUGACGGCGCGGCGAAGUGCGGCGAAGUGAUUGGUGAAGAAAAAAAAAGUGACUCGGACGCAGAGGGACAGUUGGUGUUCGUUGUUGCGUCGUUCACAAGCAGCUAGGAAUCCCAGUAAGGCCUGCAACUUGGCACCGAUCCAUGGGGCUCUGGACGCCAUGACCUGACGCAUGCGGAGUGGGUUGGGCUUGCUUAGCGAAUUGGAGCCUACAGCAAAGAUGACUGUGCUAGAUUCUUCCUGCAGCGCCCUUACCAAAGAAAGUCCGUCGGCUGCCUUAACUGAGGCCGGUGCCGCAAGCGGAGACGCAGCGGGCAGCAGGCCAGACAAACAGCGUCACGGUAGCGCCGGAUACUUCCAGCAACUCUUCCAUGCCCCCAAUGGCAACCUGUUCAGCGUUCUGUCACCGCUGCAACAGCGCAGCGGCCGCGGCUGCACCAUGAAGCCCGCGUUCCUCUGCCGCCAGCCGGCUCAGCAGAUGGGCCAGCGUGCCACGCGCAGCCGGAGCGGCCGUCGCGGAGGUGGUAGCCGCUGCCUGAAGUUCCACAACUUCAUCCCUUCCGAGAGCAUCACCUCCGAGAAGGACGAUGGCUCGCACGACGACGUGUGGAAAGUGCACGCUGAGUGCAAGCUGCAGGAGGAACACGGCACCAAGCAGAUCAUGGUGUCCCAGUGGUCCGUGUCUUCGACGGACGCCCCGCCGUCCUCUUCAGCUUCCUCCUUGGUCCAAGCAGCGACGGAGUCUAGGCACCCAGCCGUCAACGACGCAACGGCCACGGCCGAGCUCGACAAGUCGCAAUCUCAACUGGCUUCCAGACUGCGAGCGGAGGUGACGCGACGUCAGCCCCCCUCGUCGACUUGCCCGCCGCCUGCGUCCAGCCCCACCAACAAGGCCGCAGACGUUUCAGGACCGAACACGGACGAAGCUUCGCCACACCCUCAGCAGCAAGGUCAAGUUACUAACCAGACGGGACUCGUGGUCACUGCGGUCACUGCUCCACCGGUAGUGGACGAAGAGGUGCUUAGGGCGACACCCGGGAGUUUCGUACCUUCCAGAAACAGUGAACUUUUCAAUGAGCUGGCAUCGUCGUCGUGCUGCUCCGAGGACGUUCAGAGCAGGACCGAAUCGGCACCCGCUUCGCCUGUCGGUGGUGUCGACACGAAUGCUGACACAUCCGGCAAGCAGUCGGAAAUCCUCUUCGAGUGUUUGUCCAAACGGCACCGAAGAAAGCCUUCGCAGACUCGCAGGGUAGUCCCUUACCGAAAGUACCUGUCUCUCUUGGAGAAUGAUGAAGCUCCUGGCGUGUCGCACCCUCUGGACUUAUCUAUGAAGACGAGGGCACGCGCAACAGCGGAUGACACUAGUUCCACUGUCAGCAGCAGCGGUAGCUGUUGCUUACCGCCAGUGGUGUGUGGAGCGUCAUCGUUUGUGCCCUGUUGCUUGCCAGCCUGUUCCUCGCAGCCGUACCUUCCAAGUGUACCUUCAGAGCACUAUCAUUUCCCCUAUCAGGACCUGAGAACAUCCGUGCCUGGCUGCUUCGAGAAGUCUCCACUCCAGGUGGCAUUAGAAGCACCUCUCACAACUCCACCCAGCCGUAGACUCUUCAGCGCUUUCUCUCAGCCGAGUGGAGUUGCCUUGGGACACCAGUCUGCGGUGUCCGUGCCCACAGUACCUACAACCCAGUUGCCAUUUGGCUAUGCCCUUUACUCAGCACCGUCAUCUUCUGGUGCUGGUGUGAAGCCAUCGCACCCUCUUCAACCACAGUCCUAUACAGACUGUUCGGGCAGUGGCAGUCGGUCAGCACUGAUGGCAGUUCUGCAGAAUUGUCGAGAUCCGAGGACCAGCAGUGCGCACAGUGCAAGCCCGUCGCCUUCGGAAGCACCCAGGGGUCUUCGCAAACCGAGCCAGAGGUCACUGAUUAAGCAGAAGCUGGAAGACACGUUCAAGCAGAAUGGCUUCCUUGUCAAGACCAAGCAAGUGUCGGAUGGUGACGCCACCUUCUGCAAGUUCCGUCAGCUUCGCAAGUACACGCGCUACUACCUCAAGAGCUGGCACCACCACCUUCCAGCCGAAGUGCACAAGCUCUGGAAAGGUUUCCUUCCUCCAAAGACAUUGCCCGGUCCUGGAGGCUCUGGCGAAGAUGCGCCCAGGGAUUCCUCGCAUGGUUCUCUUUCCUUAACACAAUAGUGCUGCGCUGCAGUGCUCCAAAUUUCAGAAUCACAUGGAGGACGACAUGUUUCUCUUGGUGUGUGACGGUGUUUAUCUCGGUUAAACUCGAAUCAUCUCGGUGCUACGAAAGGCCCUGUUUGAGAACAUUGCCAAACUUAUGAGUGGACAUGCUCAAAAAAGAUUUUGAGGGAGAAAUUUUGUUUUUCUGGGGAUCUCUUAUUCCCAUUUGUCUGCCAUACAGUGUGACUGUGUGAGCUUUUGCAGACUCUCUAGCUCAGUAGUAACAGUCUUGACAAUUUUCAAGCCUCAGCCAUGUGCUCGCUGUGUCCCAUAUAUGUGAAAAAAUGUUCUUCAGUCGCAUGUUGAGCCUCAGAACAAUUUAUUUAUGUGGAACAUGUCUAGCACCAUUUUGCACUUACAUAAACUUGUCUUUAUAGUAAAUUAAUGCGUGGUGCUAUUUAUGUCUCAAUGAUUUUGUUCUUGUUGCUGUUUAAAGUCACUUGAAGCGUGGAUUGUGUUCAUUAUUGAGGAAAAGAAGAUGGCACAUGCACAACAACAGGGACAAAAGCAAAGGUAGCACCACAGCGCUGAAUUUUUUCAGCAUUUAUUGCCAUCAUAUUCAUCCCUGUUCUUAUGGGUGCUCCAUUUUCUUUCUGCAGUGAUGCACGAACAAGCCCAAAAUCAGCCUUUAAUUAUUGAGCCAUGACAACCUUGCAUUUCAAUUUCCCGAAGUACCUGGUUAUAGUCCUGUCAUAUUCUUCAUGAACUUUUGCAAAUGUUAUAUUGUGGGUAAGGUCAUACCAGCUUUAAAAUCUGCUUGUAAUGUAAAUCAACUUGCUCUAAAGAUCUAUUUACCUAGUCCAUGUUAGACGCAUUAUUCUUGGCCCAACCUUUUGCGUUCUGCUGUUUCUGUAUAAGUGAUUGUACUGUUUUUGAUCUGGUCAACAUAGAAGAUGUGCAGAAGUGAACCAUUUUUUUUAUCACAGUUCAGCAUAGAAACGCUGUGCUUGCUAUGACCAGCAGCUUUAAGAAGUGCAAGUCGUUUUGUUUGCUACAAUGUCAAUUCUACCGUCACUUUAAUUACUUUGUAACUUAUGAUGUUAGUGCAUCGCCUUUUUUCAUUUGUUUUUCAUGCAACCUAACAUCUGUAGAAAAUGCUUACAGUUAUCCCUUAAAUGGUGGCUGAACACUGGAGAGAAUAUCUAUUUUUCUAGUUAUGUGCUAGUCAAGCUUAUCCAUGAAAAGAUGUGAUUGACAAUGAAUUGCAUCCACCAUUUCAUAAAGUUUGAAGUUAUAAUAGUUAUGAUAAAUGUCAUGAACAGAUACCCUGUGCUAUACUUAACAUAGGCCCUUGUUUCAUCAUUGUUGCAUUUGCCUCGAAGGUUGUGAACUCCAUAGCUCUAAAGAGUUUUAUUUGUCUCAUUGCCGACUGCACAUAAUAUGCGUUUCACCAACACAGCCAGUUGCUUCUGCGCAUUUCUGAACAAUAUUGAGUGUAGUAAAUGAGAGAAUGUUUCGAAGAGGGUCCAGACAGGUGUAAAUGAGAAUCUAAAUAUAGACAGUUGGACGCGUAUGCUAUUUAGUGUUGCAGCUAAUGUGCAGGCAUAUGCUCAGUCUCACUUGUGCAAUACUUGUGGAUGCUUUCACAGCAACGUACCCAGGAAACAGUUAAGAAUUGAAGAAUAGGCAGGGAGCUGUGAAGGGUAUUCUGUUUUGUGGCUGAUUCACGAGCAUCUAUUCAUAAAAAAAAAGAAAAAACACGAGGCGGCAGCAUGCCUAGGGUUCACAAGCCAACCUCAUCUAAAGCCACUCUCCCCUCAUUCCUUCUUUCCGACUGGUUUUUCAGUGUGUAUCGGACUGGGAAUUUCGCCUAGCCAGAGUAUGAAAAUAACGACAGGAAAGUGGAACCCUCAUGAAACUUGCUGCAAGCAUACAAAGUGCUUGGCGUUGACACACCCAGCAAACAGUGAAGCUUGCGUGUAUAGGCUUUCAACAGCAAACCUCACAAAUCUAUUCUGAUAUUUCCCAUUUCAAGCACAUUAGCAAGCUUCUUGCUUCAGCUCAAAAAAGUGAAGUUCAGGUUGCCGUAUCAUGACACCUGAUCUUUGCCAUGUGUUAUGUAGAAAUUUCUCCCCAGGACCUCUUAUGUGAAGCCCUAAUUCAAUGCUUGAUGUCAUAUCACUAAAUGUUUGCUGCUAGUUUCUGCAGUGCAUUUUUUUCCAUUUAAAAAUUAAUUUUCCAUGCUGUGCACACGUUGCAAAAUACAGUGCUGUAUGUGACACUUGCAAGUCUUUGCUUGUGCCUUCAUGUCAUUCUGUAAAUGUGCUGCCAAUUUAAUUGCUGUCAACUUAAUCUGAUCUACUUACCUUCAACUCAUAUUCGAUAUCCUGUCAUAGCUGCUAGUGGUGCUCUGUUAUGCAGGCAUUUGUGAUAUUGGAUGUAACAAAGUGUUUCAAGAGGAUAAUUCGAAACUAUAAGGAUGUCCUGUCCUGCGUGAAUUGCUGGUUUUUAUUUGCACGGAUCUUUGUACUGUGCUUGGGAGUUGAGGGGGGGGGGGGAUUUGCCAUGGUGAAAAAAUGGUUGCCUAUGAGACAUCUCAGCUGCACCCCACCCCUUCACAUUCGCUCAUUCAUUAUGAUCAGCUGUCUUUCAUGUCAAAAUCUUCCUAAAAUUUUUCGAAUAUAUGGAAAACAGAAAAUGCAAUUGCUAAUUGGUGCUGCUGACUUAAGUGGCUGCCAUUGCUCCAAAUUACCUCCCACACUAGUCUAGUAGCUCCGAGGCAAAGAACAGCCAUUCGUCCAUAUCUCAAUUCGGUGAACUUUGUAGGCCUUGUUCUGUAGGCCUUGGAGCGCUUGUGGCAAUAUGCCAUCCAUGACAUCUGCUCAGCUGCCUUCACUAGCUUUGUUUCACACUGCACAGCUAUGAUAACACUGUGAUCUCCAUUAACGUAUGUCAAAGGCACCUGUGUUGUGAUGAUGUUGCUGCUUGGCAGACUAGUCAGAAACAGGGUGCUAUUUCUGGUUGUUAGAUGUUGUACAUAAUUUCUUGACAACUUGCAGAAUUAUUGUCAACGUAAAAACAACUAGCAGACACUUGCCUCCACAAGAAAACAAAGCUUUCAAAAUUAUGCAUGAUCUGCCCCUUUGGAAUAUUCUGCAGGGUUCACAUCUGCAGUGCUGAUGCAAAUGCUGCAAGCCUUCAGACCAAGCUACUGCUGUCUAGGAAGUAACGUCUCGUGCCUGUAGACCAUUCCUAAUGAGUUCUAUGAUGAGUGUCAUUUUCACUGCAGCGCUGGAGCUUUCUAGUGCUUUCAUUAUCAUCUGUGGAAAGUGAUGAUCAAAAUUAUCUUUAGGAACAAGGUCAUGCUUUAAUUCCUACCUGCAGAUGAGGUGACUACCCAGAUAAAAGUGGCUUGAUCUGCUGGGACUCCUAGCAGCAUCUGCUUCUGUGUUGUCGGUUAUUUUUUACAUAACUUUUUUGUGAAAUAUCAGUUAUCAAGAAAUAAUAGCUCUGAGUACAACACAAGUGCUUUCUACUAUUUGUGCGGCUGUUUGUAUGCUAGUUGCCUUUUGGUCCCAGAAUGUUAUUUACAGGCUGUUAUUCAGGGGCUCUAGUCGAAUUAGUCCUUGUUGAUUAAUAUGUAGUUAUUUGCAAGCAUUUUGGUUGCACCUCAAUAUAACUUGGUCAUCCUAUCUUCUCUGGUAAUGUUCAGGUUCAGCUGGGUCCGGAGACUUUUCCUUCAUGUUUCUUCAUUGUUAUUAAGUAGCUGCACUUGUGCAAACACGUUUAAACCAUGAUUCAAAAUGAAAUUCUUUUCACAUUUUUCUAAUCUCAGGUGCUGUUUUCGGUAAUACAUUUGUUUUGUUAAAAGAUUGUAAGUUUCUCAUGUGUUUAAAUAUGUGAUCAACUUGCUGUGGAUACUAUCGUAAGCAGGCGGCGAAUGAUAGCUGUACUGUGGCUCCAGCACCAUUUGCCUGAUUUGUUGUUGGCACUGAAUAUCAUUUGCGCACUUGUACAUAACGUCUCGUGCAAGCGACAGCCAUAGUGCCUUUGAGACUGCUAUUAACUUAUUGCCAAAUGUCUUUGUACAGUCCAUCUUUUUUUUUCUUUGUUGAGUUUUUGUUUCGGAAUUGUUUUUUGUAAUGUUAAGUUUUCUCUGAUGUUUUAAGAACAGUGUGUCUGUUCAUGUUCUUCGACCCUCCACCUAUAGAAUGAAGUGUCGAUCACCGACACUUGAGGAAUGUUUUAGUCACCCAUUGUAUAAAUAUUGUGUCCCACCAUGUGAUGAUAUUUUUCUAACGCAUGUUCUUUCGUUAUGUUGGUCCAUUAGGCUGGUCACAAAGCCCAAAAAAAGAAUACUUCAUAAGCGUUGUUGUUAAUAAAUGUUUCCUU
Molecule: messenger RNA, 6958 nt
Organism: Rhipicephalus sanguineus (brown dog tick)
Lineage: Eukaryota; Metazoa; Arthropoda; Arachnida; Ixodida; Ixodidae
Exons: 3
Coding region: 569-2584 (671 amino acids)
Source: RefSeq, a predicted model, not a curated record